This is a messenger RNA of Protobothrops mucrosquamatus (brown spotted pit viper), 2666 nucleotides long. RefSeq names its product RNA-binding protein 25. The coding region runs from base 121 to 2616 and encodes 831 amino acids. The transcript has 19 exons. Gene Ontology annotation, cellular component: spliceosomal complex. Lineage: Eukaryota; Metazoa; Chordata; Lepidosauria; Squamata; Viperidae. The record is from RefSeq and is a predicted model, not a curated record. Gene Ontology annotation, molecular function: mRNA binding. Gene Ontology annotation, biological process: regulation of alternative mRNA splicing, via spliceosome; mRNA processing.
CGCGACGGCGCCUGUGGCUCGGAGUGGCGCGUUUGCGGCCUAGUUUCUUUUGCCGGGUCGAGGAGAGUGGAGACCGUCGGGCCUGUUUUCCUUCGGCCGCUGCUUUCGGUUAUUGUUAAAAUGUCUUUUCCACCUCACUUAAACCGUCCUCCAAUGGGAAUCCCAACACUUCCACCUGGAAUUCCACCUCCACAGUUCCCAGGUUUUCCUCCACCUGUACCUCCUGGGACUCCAAUGAUUCCUGUGCCAAUGGGUAUUAUGGCUCCUGCACCAACGGUAUUGGUUCCAACUACAGUGUCAAUGGUUGGAAAACACAUGGGUGUUAGAAAGGAACAUCCAGGUCUAAAGAAUAAAGAAAAUGAUGAAAACAGUGGACCCACCACCACUGUCUUUGUAGGCAACAUAUCUGAAAAGGCGUCCGACAUGCUUAUACGACAGCUUCUUGCUAAAUGUGGGUUGGUUUUGAGUUGGAAGAGAGUUCAAGGAGCAUCUGGAAAACUCCAAGCUUUUGGAUUUUGUGAAUAUAAAGAACCUGAAUCCACACUACGCGCACUGAGAUUGCUACAUGAUCUCCAGAUUGGAGAAAAGAAGCUACUUGUUAAAGUUGAUGCCAAAACAAAGGCUCAGCUGGAUGAAUGGAAAGCAAAAAAGAGGGCAUCCAAUGGGAACUCCAGGCCAGAAUCUGCAGCCGAUGAUGAUGAAGCCCUUGAUGAAGAAGCAAAGAGAAGAGACCAGCUAAUUAAAGGGGCAAUUGAAGUGUUAAUUCGGGAAUAUUCCAGCGAGCUCAAUGCCCCCUCUCAAGAGUCUGAUUCUCAUCCCAGGAAGAAGAAAAAGGAAAAGAAGGAGGACAUUUUCCGCAGAUUUCCAGUGGCCCCACUGAUACCUUAUCCACUCAUCACCAAGGAGGAUAUAAAUGCUAUAGAAAUGGAAGAAGAUAAAAGGGACCUGAUAUCCCGAGAGAUUAGUAAAUUCAGAGAUACACACAAGAAAUUGGAGGAGGAAAAAGGCAAAAAGGAGAAAGAAAGACAAGAAAUUGAAAAAGAACGGCGUGAAAGAGAGAGGGAACGGGAACGCGAAAGAGAAAGAAGGGAGCGUGAAAGAGAGAGGGAGAGGGAGCGUGAACGAGAGAAGGAGAAGGAACGGGAGCGGGAACGGGAUAGAGAUCGGGAUCGCACUAAAGACAGAGACCGAGACAGGGAAAGAGAUCGAGACAGAGACCGUGAAAGAAGCUCAGACCGGAAUAAAGAUCGGAGCAGGUCUAGAGAGAAAAGCAGAGACAGAGAGAGAGAACGGGAAAGAGAACGGGAGAGGGAACGGGAGAGAGAGCGGGAGAGGGAAAGAGAACGGGAACGGGAACGAGAAAAGGACAAGAAAAGAGAUAGAGAAGAAGAUGAAGAAGAUGCCUACGAACGGCGGAAACUGGAAAGGAAACUACGGGAAAAGGAAGCAGCUUAUCAAGAGCGUCUUAAAAACUGGGAAAUCAGAGAACGGAAGAAAGCUAGAGAAUAUGAAAAAGAAGCUGAGAGAGAAGAAGAAAGAAGACGGGAAAUGGCAAAAGAAGCUAAACGUUUGAAAGAAUUUCUAGAAGAUUAUGAUGAUGACAGAGAUGAUCCCAAAUAUUAUAGGGGAAGUGCUCUGCAGAAGCGAUUGCGAGACAGGGAAAAGGAAAUGGAAGCGGAUGAACGGGAUCGAAAGAGAGAAAAGGAAGAAUUAGAAGAAAUUAGACAACGUCUUCUGGCAGAAGGACAUCCAGACCCCGAUGCAGAGUUACAAAGGAUGGAACAAGAAGCUGAAAGACGUCGGCAGCCACAGACCAAACAGGAACCAGAAUCUGAGGAAGAGGAGGAGGAGAAGCAAGAAAAGGAGGAAAAGCGGGAAGAACCCGAAGAAGAGGAGGAGGAGCCAGAGCAAAAGCCCUGCCUUAAACCAACACUGCGGCCUAUCAGUUCGGCUCCAUCUGUUUCGUCGGCAAGCGGCAACGCAACUCCCAAUACUCCUGGGGAUGAAUCUCCCUGUGGCAUCAUCAUCCCACAUGAAAACUCUCCUGAUCAGCAGCAACCAGAGGAAUACAGGCCUAAAAUAGGACUGAGCCUCAAAUUGGGUGCCUGCAAUAGUCCCAACCAGCCUAAUGCUGUGAAAAGAAAAAAACUCACCGUUGACAGUGUGUUCAAUAAAUUUGAAGAUGAAGACAGUGAUGACAUGCCCCGAAAAAGAAAACUGGUACCUCUAGAUUAUGGCGAUGAAGACAAAGGUUCCUCCAAAGGCAACGUGAACACUGAAGAGAAGCGCAAACACAUUAAGAGUUUAAUUGAGAAAAUUCCUACAGCCAAACCAGAGCUAUUUGCUUAUCCUCUUGACUGGUCUAUUGUGGAUUCAACAUUAAUGGAAAGGCGAAUUAGACCAUGGAUUAACAAGAAAAUAAUAGAAUAUAUUGGUGAAGAAGAAGCUACGUUAGUUGAUUUUGUUUGCUCAAAGGUUAUGGCUCAUAGUGCACCACAAAGCAUCCUGGAUGAUGUUGCUAUGGUGCUAGAUGAAGAAGCAGAAGUUUUUAUAGUCAAAAUGUGGAGGUUAUUAAUAUAUGAAACAGAAGCCAAAAAGAUCGGUCUGGUAAAAUAAAGACUUCUUUUUAUGGUUCCAUUUCAAUUUUUGUUUCACAUCACUGAAGA